Molecule: messenger RNA, 2496 nt
Organism: Rotaria sordida
Lineage: Eukaryota; Metazoa; Rotifera; Eurotatoria; Philodinida; Philodinidae
Source: the annotation of a GenBank genome assembly
AUGAGACAUUUAUAUGAAAAAAUUUCAAGUAAUUGGGAAGCAAUAGAUCUUUUAGGUCCUAGAUUAUUAGAAUGCAAAACAUUACAUGAACUAUCCAUAAUGAAAGAACUUGAAAUGAUAGCCAAUAAUAUAAUUAAGACAACAAAUGCCACUGUCUAUCAAGAUGGUGAAAAAUUAAUUGAUGAAAAAUUAUUGAGCUCUUCAAGAAAAGAUUUCAUUGAUAAAAACCGUGAUCGUAUUAUUGAAGAUUUUAAUCAUCAAUUAAAUACAAUUAUUACGCUUGCCAUAGAUCAGGCGCAAAAAUCUUUUAAUGGAAAAACAGAAAGAAGUUGUUAUCUACCAGAGAUGAAGAAAAAAGUUCGUAAAUCUAUGGAACCGCCAAUUCUUUCUGCAGAACAUUUACUGAAAGAAAUGUUUGAAGAACGUUUAACCGAUCUAUUAAGAAAAAUCCGUGUAGAUGAUGCUCAAAAACAACUGUUAAAGUCAGUGCAAAAUGAAUUUGAUCAAAAUAAAAGUCUUCAAUUAGAUUAUUUUAAAAACCAGCUUGAAAAGGAUUUUCAACGUAUUACUGAACAAUAUCAAAAGGAUCUUGAGUCAUCAUUUGAAACAGAAGCUACAAUUAUAGAAAAGAUUUUACAGUUUUAUAAUUCUCAAUUGCUGUGUAAAGAAGCAGAAGCAAAAGAGGAAAAUUUUUAUCAUUUAUUAUUUCGUAUAAAUGAUCAAACACAAUAUAAAAGUCAUUUUGAAAAAUUUGAAAAUUGUUUUUCAAUAACUAGAAGAUACCUAAUGCAUCAGGCAACAACAACACUUGGUAGUUUACGGAGAACUAUCACAUCAUUGUUUAAGAAGCCUUCAGAUGAAUAUAUAGAUUCUCUGUGGACAAUAUUAAAAUACCGUUUAAAAUGGUUUACAAAUAAUAACAAAGAACAGAAAAAUAAGAAAAUAUUUACAGAAAUAUGGAAUGUAGUUUUACGAACAUUUGAAGAAGAACUUUUAAAAUUAAUUAACAAUACGACAUCUUUUUCAUCAAAUCCAAAAACUAUUCACCAUCUUUUUCAACUUAUUAAAAAUGCAAUGAAUUCGCAAUGUAUCACAAGUAAUAAUAAAUUUUUAGAGAAACACAUACUCUGUUCAGAUGUAGCUAUUAUUGGUCUUAAUAUUAUAAUUACUGAAGCAAUAAAUAAGGAAAAGUCAAAUUAUAAAUUAAAUUUAGAAAACUCAACAAAUGAAAUCAAGGAAUGUAAAGAAAAUUUAUUAAAGCAAUGUGUUGCUAUGAAAAAUGCAUUUGAAUUAGGACAAACAUUAGCUGAAACAAUUGGAAAACAGAUCAUUAAUGACAUUGGCCUUCUUUUAAACCGUAGAAUUGAAAAAGAAAUGACAGAAGAUAUAGUUAAAAGUCAAUUUAUUAAUCAUAAAGCUAUACAACAACAAGCCUAUCAAGAAAGUAUAAUUGAAGCAAAUGGUGAAAAUAUUCUUAAAUAUGUUUAUGAUAUUAAUCGUUAUUUUAUUGAAUUCAGUUUAAGAGAAAUUAAAACAACAUUAAACGCUGUAACACAUAAACAUACAUGCAAUUUGCAAAAUUUAAUUACAUUAACAAUUGAUAAAGUGGAUCAAUUUGUCCAACAGUGCAACCAUAACGAUACUGCUAGACUAAGAGAUGAUAUACGUAAGGAAAUUCUUGAGCUCCCUGAUUUAAAACUUGGAGAAACAGCAUAUAUAGAAAUAUUGCAAAUAUUUUCAUUGAAUAAUAUUGUUCGAAUGCCUAUUAAAGAUAAAGAACGAUUUAAAAGAGGUUUUUUAAAUAUUCGUGAUUAUUACCAAGAUAUUGGUAAAAAGGUUACAGACUUAACAAAAAAUAUGAAAGCUAAAGCAUUUAGAAGUUGCAAACGAAGCAUUAUGCAGAAACUUAAUUGUCAAGCACGAUGUCCAGGAUGCGGUGCUAAAUGUAGUAAACCAGAACCUCAUGAUAAAGAAGAGGUUGAAGUCUGGCAAGAUCCAUGCAAAAGUUGUCCGAAAGACAACUGCACAUGUGAACACCCUAAACCAAUAUCUGUUGAAACCCAUGAAGCUUCGCAUCAUUUAGCAUGCGCAUUUCGUGGAUUGAGGGUCUAUAAACUAAAUACUCCUUGGCUUGACUUAUGCUAUCAGUGUUGGACAACAAGUGACAUUUUUAUAAAGAAAAAUCAUCAAUCAGAUGGUUCAGAGGAUGAUGAUGAUUGGGAACGUAUAUCUCCAAGAGCUAAAUACUACAAUAAACAUCAUCCAACCUGGUAUAAUGAUUUAACCAGGCUAUCAACAGAAGGUGAUGGAUGUCAAGAGUCGAUUCCACCACUUGAUCAAAGACGCGCUUGGAUGGUUGUUCGUCAUGCUAUUAUUAAACAUUCUGAUGGUAAAAUGAUUGACAAAAAAGAAUAUGACAGCAAAUUGUAUCCACUGAAUAUUGAAAGUUUACCAGCAGAUUUUGAACCAAAAUGGAAUGAUGAAAGUUUUGAUUGA